This is a messenger RNA of Guillardia theta CCMP2712, 1440 nucleotides long. RefSeq lists its product as hypothetical. Bases 1 to 1440 code for a protein of 479 amino acids. Gene Ontology annotation, biological process: L-methionine cycle. Lineage: Eukaryota; Cryptophyceae; Pyrenomonadales; Geminigeraceae. The record is from RefSeq and is a predicted model, not a curated record. The transcript has a single exon. Gene Ontology annotation, molecular function: adenosylhomocysteinase activity. Gene Ontology annotation, cellular component: cytosol.
AUGGCAGAGGAUUCCAAGGUUAAGGACAUGUCCCUUGCGGAGUUUGGCCGCAAGGAGCUCGACAUCGCCGAGGUCGAGAUGCCUGGUCUGAUGAACACCCGCGAGGAGUUCGGACCGAAGAAGCCUCUCAAGGGCGUUCGCAUCAUGGGGUCCCUCCACAUGACCAUUCAGACCGCUGUCCUAAUCGAGACUCUGUAUGAGCUCGGAGCCGACAUCAGGUGGUGCUCUUGCAACAUCUUCUCCACCCAGGAUCACGCUGCUGCCGCCGUCGUCGCCAAGAAGACCUCCAAGGUGUUCGCCUGGAAGGGAGAGACCCUCGAGGAGUACUGGUGGUGCACCCUCCAGGCCCUCACCUGGCCCGAUGGCUCUGGUCCCCAGAUGAUCGUCGAUGACGGAGGAGAUGCUACCCUCCUCAUCCACGAGGGUGUCAAGAGGGAGAAGGAGUUCGCCGCCACCGGUGCCAUCCCCGACCCUGCCUCCACCGACAACGAGGAGUUCAAGUGCGUUCUCUCUAUCAUCCGUGACACCAUCAAGCAAGACCCCAAGAAGUGGCACAAGGUCGCUGAGCAGUGCGUCGGAGUCUCCGAGGAGACCACCACCGGUGUUCACCGCCUCUACGAGAUGGAGAAGUCCGGAACCCUCCUCUUCCCCGCCAUCAACGUCAACGACUCUUGCACCAAGUCCAAGUUCGACAACUUGUACGGAUGCAGGCACUCCCUCCCCGACAGUAUCAUGCGCGCUACCGAUGUCAUGAUCGCCGGCAAGGUUGCUGUCAUCUGCGGCUUCGGAGACGUUGGCAAGGGAUGCGCCAUGGCCAUGAAGGCUGCCGGUGCCCGCACCAUCGUGACCGAGAUCGACCCGAUCUGCGCUCUCCAGGCCUGCAUGGAGGGAUACGAGGUCAACACCCUCGACAACGUCGUUGAGUACGCCGACAUCUUCAUCACCACCACCGGCAACAAGGGCAUCAUCAUGUUCGAGCACAUGCAGCGCAUGAAGAACAACGCCAUCGUCGGCAACAUUGGUCACUUUGACAACGAGAUCGACAUGGCUGGCCUCCUCAAGGGCGCCGGCGUCACCCGCCAGAACAUCAAGCCCCAGGUCGACCGCUUCGUCAAGAGCGAUGGCAAGGGUGUCAUCCUUCUUGCUGAGGGUCGUCUCUGCAACCUUGGAUGCGCCACUGGCCAUCCCUCGUUCGUGAUGUCCUGCUCCUUCACCAACCAGGCCAUGGCUCAGCUCGAAAUCUGGGCUAACUGCGGAGCCCAGAAGACCGGCAAGUUUGAGAAGAAGGUGUACAUCCUCCCUAAGGUUCUCGACGAGAAGGUCGCCCGCCUUCACUUGGGACACUGCGGAGCCAAGCUUACCACCCUCUCCAAGGAGCAGGCUGACUAUAUUGGGGUUCCUGUUGGCGGCCCUUACAAGCCUGAGCAGUACCGCUAUUAA